Prorocentrum cordatum is the source of this 1140-nucleotide messenger RNA. The record is from the annotation of a GenBank genome assembly. Lineage: Eukaryota; Dinophyceae; Prorocentrales; Prorocentraceae.
AUAGCCGAUAGCAAAAGGGAUCAGUUCAGUUGAAAGACGCAAUGGGUACUGGUGGGGCGGGUUCAGCGAGAAGUGGUUUCGUGAGUGAGAGUCAAACAUCAGGAGCGAUACUCUGCCCCCUGUCCCCUAGCAUACAGACAGGUGCACCAACGUCGCCAUCAUGAGUGUCCGCGCCCAUUCUUGCUGCAGGAUGCCCUCGAGCGGGCUGCCCCUGGGGAAAAGUGCUUAACCCAGUACCUGCUGGCAGAGGGGCCGGCGCAGUCCACCAUGGCCUCCCCAAUGCCGAGCGGCUCCCGUGGCUGCUCAGCCGCCGCGGCCGCUUCAGAUGGGCGGGAGCAGUGGCAGGUGUACACCAUUCCAGGAAGGAAGAGGUGUGUCAGCAUAAUCUUUCGGAGGUCCGCCGCCGAUCCCAGAAAUCCGCGCGGACCUACAGUUUUUUACGUUUGUCUCCCCUUCUUUCCACGAACCGUCGAGCGUAAGCAUACAUUCCUCCACAUAGUGGAAGAGGUCGAGGUGCGCUGGCGGCGGGAGAGGCUGCCGCGCUCCAGGUCGGCUCCGGCCGCUUUGGAUGCCGACCGCCCAGAGCCUGCUCAGCAGGAAGCGCAGCGCUCCAAGUCGCAGCGCAGGAGGCAGCAGAGGAUUGCGGGGAAGAAGAGGACCCGGGCGCGGUGAAGCCUGGGCGGGCGCCAGCGCGCCGCCGCUCUGAGCGCGCCCCUUGUCCCCUAUCUCCCUUUGCUCCGCUGCUCCCUCGGCUGCCGCUGUUCCUCUUCUCCAUCCUCGAAGUUUUAAAGCUGGUGGCCGGCCAGGCCCCGGUGGGUCCGAAGCGGUCUCUGAGACUCACGCCGGGAGACCACACGAACUUUUUCAAGCUGCUAUCCUCGCCGCUGCUUCCUCCAUCUCCGUCGCCCUGCCCCUCGGGCGGGGCGAGGAGGCGCCGAGGGCUUCUGCAGAUCAUCGGGGUUGCCGAGGGCUGCGCUGGCCCAGGGUUCCAGCGCAGCCUCGGUCCAGAGCGAAGGUUGGGACAUAGUUUCGAGGAGGCAGUGUCUGCCCUGCAGUCCUCUGCCGUACUCCUGCACUUGGUCACUUGCCGCAGACUGCUGCGUCGCCAGGCGACCCCAUACCGUGAGCGGGCGGAACAGC